GGAUGACGUGACCCGGCGCGCCGGCUUCUGCCAGGGCUGGAAGUGGCAUGUUGGUCUGCGGGCGACUGACAGGGGCGCGAGCCCGGGCGCCUCUGCAUGCGGGUCUCCUACUAGAGACUUGGCGCCGCCGCGGCCGGACCGCCUCCUCCUACUCCGCUUCCUCGGAGCCGUCCAAGGUGCGGGCGCUGAUCUAUGGCAACCACGGGGAUCCGGCCAAGGUCAUCCAACUGAAGAACCUGGAGCUCACUGCCGUGGAAGGAUCUGCCGUCCACGUGAGGAUGCUGGCAGCCCCUAUCAAUCCAGCCGACAUAAAUAUGAUCCAAGGGAACUACGGCCUCCUUCCCCAGCUGCCCGCUGUUGGAGGGAACGAAGGCGUUGGACAGGUGGUGGCAGUGGGCAGCAGUGUAUCUGGACUGAAGCCGGGAGAUUGGGUGAUCCCAGCAAAUCCCGGUUUAGGAACCUGGCGGACUGAGGCCGUGUUCAGUGAGGAAGAGCUGAUCGGCAUCCCUAAGGACAUCCCACUCCAGAGUGCUGCCACCCUCAGUGUCAACCCCUGCACAGCCUACAGGAUGCUGCUGGACUUCGAACGGCUCCAGCCAGGGGACUCUGUCAUCCAGAAUGCGUCCAACAGUGGAGUGGGGCAAGCAGUCAUCCAGAUCGCUUCAGCCCUUCGCCUAAAGACCAUCAAUGUGGUCCGAGACAGACCUGAUAUCCAGAAGCUAACUGACAGACUGAAGAAUCUGGGAGCUGACUAUGUCCUCACAGAGGAGGAGCUAAGGAUGCCCGAGACAAAAACCAUCUUCAAGGACCUGCCCCUGCCCCGCCUGGCUCUCAAUUGUGUUGGUGGGAAGAGUUCCACAGAGCUGCUACGACAUCUAGCGCCUGGAGGAACCAUGGUGACCUAUGGGGGAAUGGCCAAGCAGCCUGUAACGGCCUCAGUGAGCCUGCUCAUUUUUAAGGACCUCAAACUUCGGGGCUUCUGGUUGUCCCAGUGGAAGAAGAACCACAGUCCAGAUGAGUUCAAGGAGCUGAUUCUCACUCUCUGUAACCUCAUCCACCAAGGCCAGCUCUCGUCCCCGACCUGUUCUGAGGUUCCACUGCAGGACUACCAGAAGGCCUUGGAAGCCUCCAUGAAGCCCUUUGUGUCUUCCAAGCAGAUUCUCACCAUGUGAUUAUCCCAGAGGACCAGGGGGAAAGCAGGAGAGCAGACCAGUAAGACUGGCUGGCUGCCGGCCCUCCAUGAGGACCCCAGUCUUCCCCAGACGGCCUUCUGCUCACUGCCUCUUCCCAUGAGGAGGGUGAGGAGCCAGCCCUGGAGCCCUAAUAAAGGCCGAACUUUCUGAAGAAAGGAUGAUGAGUAGAGGUUAUCCCUGUGGAGGAAUGCUGUGCACCUGCUGCCUCCCACACUGAGAAGCCCCUGCCCCGCCUCACCGCCUGUUGUCAUAGUCAUUGCCUGCCUGAGCACCCUGAAAGCAGAAGCUGAGCAACUGCUGCCCAGUGCAGAAGUCACUAUCUGCCCUCAGCAGUGUGAGCCCUAGAGUCUGGCGGAAGGGGAAAGGUGGUUAACUUCUCCCGUGUGUGUGUGUGUGUGUGUGUGUGUGUGUGUGUGUGUGUGUGUGUGUGUGUGUAUGUGUGUGUGUGUGGCUCUGUCCAGGGCAAGGGGAUCUGCUGCCAAGGUGAGUGCCAGGCUGAGAUGAUUAAAGCUUAAGAGACUGAGGACACAGGAUCUCAGGUGUCCGGGCCACCUUCAGGGAACCUCCUUUGUAACUGAGGGAAUAAACAUUACACCUGUGGUUCUCAGCCAGGGGCCAUUUUUAACCCCAGAGGGACACUUGGCUACCACAGCUUGGUGAGGGAGUUGUUAUUUGCCUCAACUGUGCAGAGAUCAGUACUGUUAAAUAUUUUACAGCCAGGUAAGGUAAUACACACCUGUAAUCCCAGCAACCAGCAGGCUUGAGUCAGGUGGAUUGCCACAAGUUGGAAGCUAGCUUGGGCUAUAUAACAAGACUGUGUCUCAAUUUUUUUUCUUACAAAGGGGGCUGAGAGUAAAGCUUAGUGAUAGAGUGCUUAUCUAGCAUGCAUCAGGCCUUGGUUCCAUCCCCAUAACUGUCAAAAGAACAGAUACAUCACACAGGACCACCCCCCCACAAAGAUUCCUCCUGCCCAAAAGGUUCCUAGUGCUGCUAUUGAGAACGCCUGCAUUAAGACCCCAAGCAGACUCCUGGCGCUCUGCAGAAGGCAUGCAGGGCUGUAGACAUCUGGGGUCUGGGUAAGGCUUGCUCGAGGUGCUUGGUGACAGACCGGCUGAAAAUUAAGUUGGUUUCAUCCAAGAAGAGUCUGACUUUCUGGUGUUUGCUUCACGAUCAUUUUGCCCAGAGCAAAGCACAACUUGGGGUUGUCUCCUUUGUCAGCUGACCCCCUGUACCUUCACCUCAGAGCCUCACUCAGGGAGCAUUUAUUCAAUGUCCAAAGCUAGCAAUGAAGAUGGUUUAGUAUGGCCUGGUGUGCGGCCAUUGCAAUAUAAAGGGCAAAGCUGGGAGAGGACAGAGGUCCAGCUCAGUCAAGGGAGGCUUCCUGGAGCAGUGUUGUCUGAAGAAUUCUGAAGUCCAAGUAGGAAACCGUGGACCAAGCAAAGCCAGCAGCUAGUUAGAGCUUGAAUGUGAGGUCUUGGGCCUUGGGAAAUUGUAACCAGAAGCGUGAAGCUACUGCCUAAGGGGCUGCAACUUGAGCAGAGGUGAGUGUGUGAGUGUGCUGGGUGUGUGUGUGUGUGUGUGUGUGUGUGUGAGAGAGAGAGAGAGAGAGAGAGAGAGAGAGAGAGAGAGAGAUAUCAUAGCACUGUCUGGGAGGUGUGACUGCAUGGUGGUGUGUACACAGGCUUCCAGCUUACUCAGCUUGCCUCUGGGAGCAUCGGUGCUCUCUAGAGGAAAGAACUGCUUCAGCCCAAGGCUGGGCAACUCAACAGAUACCUCCUGGAGAAAAUCUGCUACCUUGUGCACCUGGACUCAGGAUAAACGUCCCCUGUUCCUGUCUGUCCUCUGGGUUGCUGGGAUAGGUGUUUUGUACCAAGGGUCCAUGUGGACAAGUGAGAAAGCCUAAGAGUAGAGGAAGGCAGCCCAGAGGCAGCAGGAAUAAAAGGUAGGAUAUGAGUCUUUGUGGGAGUCACAAAGUUGGGGGUUAGAGCCUGCAGCCACACUAAGGAAGGCCCUGUUUCCAAUUCCGGAUGGCAGGUGCACAGGAGGGUUCCUGCACAAGCAUUGGAAUCACCCCAGGAAGAACAGUGAAGGGAGCUGCACUGUGCCUGUAGAGGUGUGAGGCUUGGUCUUCAGUAAUCUACUCAGGAAGGGAAGGCAAACUGCAGGACAGCCCAGAUGUGCAUGAAGAGUGAUCCUAAUCGGUCUUAACAAUAAAAACCCAGAGUCAGAUAUCAGGGUGAAACCUGAAAGAUCAGAGAAGCAGAGCAGCAGCCACUAGAAACUUCUUACCUCUAUGAAUUCUCAGACCAAAUGGGGGCCGAGAUCCUGUCUCCAUCCGCCUUAUAUUCCUGUCUCCAUCUCCCUAGUGCUGGGAUUAAAGGUGUGCACCAACGACCAGCUGUUUCUCUUUUAGACUGGUUCAGACUACAGUUUAGACUAUAGCCCAGAGUGGCCUUAAACUCUGGAUCUUCCUGCUUCCUCCAUCCAAGUACUGGGAUUAAAGGUGUGUGCCACUAC
Molecule: messenger RNA, 3710 nt
Organism: Peromyscus californicus insignis
Lineage: Eukaryota; Metazoa; Chordata; Mammalia; Rodentia; Cricetidae
Gene: Mecr
Product: mitochondrial trans-2-enoyl-CoA reductase
Exons: 10
Coding region: 48-1172 (374 amino acids)
Biological process (GO): fatty acid metabolic process
Cellular component (GO): mitochondrion
Molecular function (GO): trans-2-enoyl-CoA reductase (NADPH) activity
Source: RefSeq, a predicted model, not a curated record